Oryzias latipes (Japanese medaka) is the source of this 2322-nucleotide messenger RNA. It is a transcript of the gene cyp3a40, whose product is annotated as cytochrome P450 3A40. The record is from RefSeq and is marked provisional. Lineage: Eukaryota; Metazoa; Chordata; Actinopteri; Beloniformes; Adrianichthyidae. Gene Ontology annotation, molecular function: oxidoreductase activity, acting on paired donors, with incorporation or reduction of molecular oxygen, reduced flavin or flavoprotein as one donor, and incorporation of one atom of oxygen; steroid hydroxylase activity; iron ion binding.
CUUUCCCUAAGGCAGGAAACAAAGAAAGGAGAAAUGGGAAACUUCCUCUACUUCUCUGCUGAAACAUGGACCCUUCUUGUUGCUUUUAUCACACUGCUGCUUGUGUAUGCUUACUGGCCUUAUGGGACGUUUAAGAGAUUAGGAAUUCCUGGUCCUAAACCAGUUCCCUUUUUUGGCACAAUGCUGGCUUACAGAAAGGGAUUUUUCAACUUUGAUGAAGAAUGUCGUAAGAAAUAUGGGAAAACAUGGGGCAUUUACGACGGCCGUCAGCCAGUGCUGUGCAUCACAGAUCCUGCCACCAUCAAAGCUGUUCUGGUUAAGGAGUGUUACUCUCUCUUCACCAACCGCAGAAAUUUCCGUCUAAAUGGGCCAUUGUACGAUGCUGUUUCAAUUGCUGAAGAUGAUCAGUGGAAAAGGAUCCGCAGCGUUCUGUCUCCUUCCUUCACCUCAGGAAGGCUCAAAGAGAUGUUUGACAUCAUGAAGCACCAUUCUGCUAACCUGAUCCAAAGCAUGAAGAAGAAGGUGGACAAGGAUGAACCAUUAGAGAUGAAAGAGUACUUUGGUCCGUACAGCAUGGAUGUGGUCACCAGCACAGCCUUCAGUGUGGACAUCGACUCACUGAACAACCCCUCAGACCCUUUUGUCACUAACAUCAAAAAGAUGCUCAAGUUUGAUUUUCUGAACCCUCUCUUCCUUGCUGUUGCUUUCUUUCCAUUCCUUGGUCCCAUUCUGGAAAAGUUUGAGUUUUCCUUGUUCCCUUCAUCCGUAAUGGACUUCUUUUUUGCUGCCCUCCGGAAAAUUAAGGCUAACCAUGAGAACAACAAGCAAAAGAGUCGAAUCGACUUCCUGCAGCUGAUGAUCGACUCCCAGAAGAACAACCAGAAUGGCCUGCAGGAUAAAGGUUUAAGCGAUCAUGAGAUCCUUUCCCAGGCCAUGAUAUUCAUCUUUGCUGGCUAUGAAACUACCAGCAGUUCUCUGACAUUCUUGGCUUACAAUCUGGCAACAAAUCCAGAGGUCAUGAAGAAACUGCAGAAGGAGAUAGAUGCCACCUUCCCUAACAAGGCCCCCGUUCAGUACGUUCCACUGAUGGAGAUGGAGUACCUGGACUGCGUCGUCAAUGAAUCUCUUCGACUGUACCCCAUUGCAGCACGUCUGGAGCGCGUGGCCAAGGCAACUGUAGAGGUUAAUGGGCUGGUGAUUCCAAAAGAUAUGGUUGUCAUGGUCCCCACAUGGCCGUUACACAGGGACCCUGAACUGUGGCCUGAACCUGAGAAAUUUAAACCUGAGAGAUUCAGCAAGGAGAACAAAGACACUUUUGACCCCUACACAUACAUGCCAUUUGGGGCAGGACCAAGAAACUGCAUUGGGAUGAGAUUUGCUCUGGUGAUGAUGAAACUUGCGGUGGUGGAGAUCCUCCAGACAUAUGAUUUCUCUGUGUGCAAGGAAACAGAGGUUCCCUUUGAGAUGGAUGUCCAGGGUUUCCUUGCACCAAAACGACCUAUCCAACUGAAGCUCACGCCUCGCUCUGCAUCUUCUAGUUAGUUGAAAGAGAAAUUCUCAUUUACACUGGUUUUUACAGAGUAUUGUGUAUAACCCUUCAAUUGCCUGCUCAACCAAGUUGAGCACAUUCUGAUGAAAUGUGUUUUAUAAAACACUGACUGUAUGCAUUUCCAGCCAAGGCAACAGGAAAUAGAAGAAAAAAACAUGUUUUAAUUAAUUGUUUUUGUCUUGGUUGGGUUGUUAAACAGACAAAACAUCAAACUACUUUCUUUGAACAACUCAAAAUUCUGAGCUGGCUGACAAGGAAAUUCUUACAAAAAAUGUCAGCGAAUUUCUCAUUUUACGAACUUCAACCAGAUGUCAUGAUGAGAAGUAAAACCUUCCAGCUGACAAGUUGAUCAACAAAAAACAAAAACAAAAAAAUGGUUUUCAAUUUUAAUUUUAAUUUCAAAUUUUUGUAACAUGCAACACAAGUACAAACUAUUUUUGCAAAAGUUUGACAUUUGUAUUUAGGUUGUGAUCCAGACUACAUUUUAAAAACUGCUAAUACAAUGUGUGUUGUAGAUCUUAACAUCCUGUAAAUGAAUGUGUGUACUUGCUAUCACACAACUGUGCAUGAGAAACUAAAAAGUGAUCAAACAGGGAACCAUUAUAUCUGCAGACUGUACAAAUUUACAUCGACAAUGUGGACCCGAAGAUCUCAAACAUGUCAAACGCUCCAGAAUCAAUGUUUUUCUUAAGUUAAAGGGAGAAGCCUUUGGUUUCUUUAUGUCCUCUCUCUUCAACAAGUGUUUUGACACGAAGUAAAGUAUCUCAAACUCU